AUGCCUUUUACCCCACCACCACCAUUGGUUGCCCCGCGGACGUGGACACGCGAGGGCAGCGCUUUCUUUAUCUCAAAUGAUCCUGUGUUUAUAUCGGUCGAAGAUGUCCAGGCGGCGUUCAAAAUGGAUUUCCUUUACUGGACCAAGAAAGAUCUGCCGGAUGAAGUACUGGCACAAAUGCUUUACGGCUCCUCCUCGUUUGGAGUUUACAAGAGAAGUGAACCGUCCGACUCGCACACCGAACUGCCUUCGAAGAUUGAACAAAUUGGGCUUGCACGGAUGAUCACAGACGGCGCAACCUUUGGCUAUCUGUCAGACGUGUAUGUGCUCCCAGCCUAUCAAGGGAAGGGGCUGGGGAAAUGGCUCAUCGACUGCGUCGUAGAGAUAUUCUCUCCGAAGACUAUGCCGUAUCUACGGCGGACAAUGCUCCUCACGGGUGAUAAGCAUGUCGAGGAGAUGUAUGGGAAAGCAUUUGGGAUGAAAGUGGUCGGUCAUGAGAAACGGCCGGAGUUUGGAAAAGGACUUGGUCUUCAUGUGUGGCAGGCCUAA
Messenger RNA from Penicillium chermesinum, 549 nucleotides. RefSeq names its product GNAT family N-acetyltransferase. NCBI's taxonomy places the organism in Eukaryota, Fungi, Ascomycota, Eurotiomycetes, Eurotiales, Aspergillaceae. The coding region runs from base 1 to 549 and encodes 182 amino acids. The record is from RefSeq and is a predicted model, not a curated record. Gene Ontology annotation, molecular function: acyltransferase activity, transferring groups other than amino-acyl groups. The transcript has a single exon.